AUGGAUAGCACUCGCCUGCUUCUGGCCACCCUACUGGCCUUCCUCUGCUUCCUCACUGCCUAUAGCCACCUGGCACCCGAGGAGAAUCCCAGAGAUGACAAGAGCCUGAGGAACAACUCUCCUGUGAACCUACUGGAUUUACCUUCUGUCUCUAUUGUGGCACUGAAUAAGAAAUCCAGAAAGAUCAGCAGAAAAGAAGCAGAAAACAGGAAGAGAUCUUCCAAGAAAAAGGAUUCGAUGAAGAAGGUGGCUCGGCCCCGGGCCCUGCUUCCCGCGCCCUGCGUGGCCACCCGCGACAGCUGCAAGCCACCGGCGCCAGCCUGCUGCGACCCCUGCGCAUCCUGCCACUGUCGCUUCUUCGGCAGCACCUGCUCCUGCCGCGCGCUCAACCCCAACUGCUGA
Molecule: messenger RNA, 402 nt
Organism: Castor canadensis (American beaver)
Lineage: Eukaryota; Metazoa; Chordata; Mammalia; Rodentia; Castoridae
Gene: Asip
Product: agouti signaling protein
Biological process (GO): hormone-mediated signaling pathway; melanosome organization
Cellular component (GO): extracellular region
Molecular function (GO): melanocortin receptor binding; neuropeptide hormone activity
Source: RefSeq, a predicted model, not a curated record